AUGCGGGGAAGAUAUCUUGAAAAUAUUCAAGUUCUUAAAGACUGUCAUCUAUAUUUCAAGAAACAAUAUGAUGGACUAGGUUCUACUUUUCCAGAGGAUAUCAUCUUUGGUGCGUUCAACCGUCUCCAGUUGAGAACAUUCCAAAGUAAUUCUGCUUCAACAUACAAAAGAGUAUUCUUAAAUAACUUGGUGGUACUUCCAGACAGACGAUUGAAAACUACCUUAAGAACUCAUUGA
Saccharomycopsis crataegensis is the source of this 237-nucleotide messenger RNA. RefSeq lists its product as uncharacterized. The transcript is spliced from 2 exons. Lineage: Eukaryota; Fungi; Ascomycota; Saccharomycetes; Ascoideales; Saccharomycopsidaceae. Bases 1 to 237 code for a protein of 78 amino acids. The record is from RefSeq and is a predicted model, not a curated record.